Molecule: messenger RNA, 987 nt
Organism: Kwoniella botswanensis
Lineage: Eukaryota; Fungi; Basidiomycota; Tremellomycetes; Tremellales; Cryptococcaceae
Exons: 6
Coding region: 1-987 (328 amino acids)
Cellular component (GO): membrane
Source: RefSeq, a predicted model, not a curated record
AUGGCCUACACCAUUCUGAUCAAGAUGCUAAACAGUACCUACGCCCCAACAAUCCUCGCACUAUUCUCAGACCUGAUGUUCGUAUUGAUGGAUGGGGUGGUUCAAGUUCUCGAAGAUGUACAUGGGAUACCCACAGGUCAAAUAGUAUUUAUACGAAUGUCAUCCACGAUCGUAUUCUGUUUUGCGUAUUUAUCAUACACCCACCCAUCUUUCAUAAAAGAAUCAAUCUCUUCUCCCAAAGCUUCGCUAAUUUGGGUGAGAGGUUUCAACAAUUCCCUUGUUAUCAUCACAAUGUAUGCUUCGUUGCUUUACAUCACCUUAUCGGAAUGUACAGUCAUCCUUCACCUACGUCCCUUCCCAGUAGGAUUACUAUGUUUCGUGUUUCUUCGAGAGAGGUUCUCGAUCAUUCAACUCCUAGCAAGUGUCAUAUCGUUCCUGGCCGUUAUACUAGUCAUUCAACCUUCCUCUCUAUUUCAUCCCCUCGACCCGUCUCCAAAAGAUAAUCGGGCUCUAGGAUUCACUUUGGCGAUACUCAGUACACUCACAAGCUCAGUCGAUUUCUUGUUAUUACGCAAGAUAGAGAGGGUAGAUCCAAUUUUGAUCCUGGGAGUAUUCGCAGUAACAGGCUUAUUACUUGGACCAUUGCAAAUGAUCAUACUUCACAUUCCACCUGUAUUAGAUCUCAAAGCAAAAGUAUGGGGAUUACUAGCCACCGUUACAGCAUGCGGUUUCAUGGCUCAAGUAUCUAUCGUACUCUCCCUCCAACGUACUUCCGGGGGAAGUAUAGCGAUACUGGGUUAUCUGCAAGUGGUAUUCGCAGUGAUCAUCCAAUGGCUGUUCACAAAGGAGAUACCAAAUUGGUUGGCUGGACUGGGAAUGGUUAUCAUAGUUGUUACUGGGAUAUGGUCAGCCCAAUAUGGUUCUGAGAAGAAGGAUACAGAGGAAGUAGGUGAGCGUGAGAGGUUGAUGAGUGGCGAGGAAGCAUAA